Messenger RNA from Sphaeroforma arctica JP610, 1576 nucleotides. RefSeq lists its product as hypothetical. The record is from RefSeq and is a predicted model, not a curated record. Lineage: Eukaryota; Ichthyosporea; Ichthyophonida. The transcript has a single exon. The coding region runs from base 1 to 1497 and encodes 498 amino acids.
AUGGUCAAAGCAACGGCACAAACCUGGAACGGCGCCGAGUCCAACGCAACGACAGGUAGUGCAUUAGUCAACCUCUUCUUCCACAGUGCUCGAGGGCUCGAAGCAUCGGAUCUGCGCUCACUGCUUAGCAAGGCGUGGCAGGAAGACGAGCUAUUGACACUCAAGAUGAUUGCAUACAUUCGAGACAUCAGGCACGGCGGAAAGGGUGAGAGACAGCUAGGCCGUAUAUGUCUGCAAUGGCUAGCCGAUCAGUCGAGCGCUGAUUUAACACAUAACUUAGAACAUUAUGUCGUAAACUUCGGUCGUGGAGACGAUGUGAUUUGCGUUGCAAACCGCCUGUCCAAUUGUGCGCCCUUCGAAUUGGUAUCCAGAAUCCUCCUAGCCGAUCGCGACAACGAAUCCGGAACUAUAUCGAUGAUGGCGAAAUGGGUGCCCUCUGAAGGCAGAAAGAAUGGUGCGUUUUACACUCAACUGGCAGAGCACAUGAGACUAACGAACAAAGAACUGCGCGUGCUUUUGUCCACAUUGCGCGCUCGUUUGUGCCUUGUGGAGACCUAUUUGGCAAACAAGGAGGCACAUCUGAUAAACUAUGGAGCCGUACCAAGUCAAGCCAUGUUCCAGUACGGUAAAAAAGGUAACGCGUUUGAGAAGCGGGAUGGAGAACGAUUCGGCGAGUACAAAAAGGGAUUGGCGGAUGGUACUGAGAAGGUGAACACAAGCACACUCUAUCCUCAUCAGAUUGUGAAGCAGUAUUAUGAGCGAGGUGACAGUCAGGUUGAUGAGCUAUUGGAAGCCGGUUGGAAGGCGAUGGAGACUCGACUGACAGAUGAAGAGAAGAGGAAUUUGGCACAAAGCUUGGUGGUAUGCGAUGUUUCCGUAUCGAUGACUUAUCCGAAUAGUACUCCAAUUCUAGUGUCCAUCACAAUGGGUUUGCUCAUUUCCAGCAUGAACCCCCACCCCAAUUUCAAGGAUCGGCUAAUCACCUUCUCCCAAAAUCCGACCUUUCAUAAAGUACAAGGGUCCAACUUGCGUGAAAGAAUAGACAGUAUCGUAGACGCUGAAUGGGGGGUUAACACGGACCUUCAGAGCACUUUUAAUUUGAUUCUAGAUGCCGCGAUAGCAUCGGAGAUGAAAGCGGAAGAUAUGCCCAAAACACUCAUUAUAUUAUCAGACAUGCAAUUCGACGAAGCUGACAGUGGAGACACCAACUAUGAGUUAAUGAAAAAGAAGUAUCGUAUUGCCGGAUAUACUAUGCCUCUGGUUGUGUUCUGGAAUUUGAAUGGAAGUAUCAGCGACUUCCCCACGGGUGCGGAUGAACCCGGCGUUGCGCUUAUCUCUGGAUUCAACGUAGAAAUCCUCAGAGAUGUAAUGGCUGGGCAUGAAGUCACGCCGGACUCCGUCAUGAGAAGUGCAUUGGGUAGGCCAGCCUGGGACUGUAUUGAAAAGGCGCCUACGUCCAUCGCAAUCGACACAUCAGUGUCCCAAUAUGUAGCAUGAAUUAUUUAAUCUCCUUGUUUUGUGUGUUUUUACUUUUUUAAUUGUCUAUCGUCGCCUUUUUCUAAAGCAAUAAAUUCAU